ACUAAAUAAAAACGAGUACGUACUCGUUUUCAAUUUAGAAAUACAUCUAUUCGUUUUCCGUACUAACUACCUCGCACCAGGUAAGGGUAGGUACAACUUGUGCAUCUGCUUCAUGUAAAACAGAGMUAAGAAGGUCAAUCAAGAAUAAAGGCACAAGGUUAGAUUCAUACGUCCUCAAUUACGACAUUCCAUUGCAUUCGAGGAUGGUUCCUUCGUCGUCUUGUGUGAUAGGAAUCUGCCACUGGCUUCUGACCGUCGCCACCCUGGCCGAAACCGCGUGGGCACUCUCGUCGCCGUCGCCGUCGUCUUCCAAUGCCGMCGCGGCAGCAAGCAUCGACGCCUCCGGGAUCCGUGCGAUUUCCCUCGAUGUGACGGGGACGCUUCUGGCCACGAGGGAACCCGUCGUCAAGAGCUACCGCGACGCCGCCGUCUGGGCCAGGCUACCGGUGGUUCCGAGCGAAGCCGAGUUCAAGAAGGGAUUUAGGGUGGCCUUUCGAGAGCGAUCGAUCGAGAGCCCGUGUUUCGGGGGCGUGGAGGGGAUCUCCGGCCGCGACUGGUGGCUGGAAACCGUUCGUCGUGUCUUGGAUUGCGCCCUCGCCGAAGGGAGCGACAGUGGCGAAGACAACGAAGGAAACGAAGACACCAGCAGACCACAGCAGCAACAGCAGUAUACGGAAGAGGAGUUCCAGCGAUACUUUCGCCGGGUGUACCAGCAUUUUGGAAGCCCGGCCGGGUACAGACUUUUGGAGGAUGCGGCGUCCUUGCUGUCGGCUCUGCAAGACACCGAGACCGAACACGGCAGCGGACUCAUACUGGGAAUUACCUCCAACACUCCCAUCCGUCACAUGGAAUCCGUUCUGCCCAUGYUGGACUGCCUCCACGAUCGUUUCUCGUGGUUCACCUGCUCCCAGGAGAUCGGCCACGAGAAACCGGCGCCGGAGAUCUUCGGGGACGCCCUGCGGAAAGCCCGGUUCUGGCUGGACGAACCGGACCUCCCGCCGAGUGCGAUCCUGCACAUUGGCGAUUCGCACACCAACGACUACUGYGGCGCGAGGGCGUUCGGCUUCCGGGCGCUCCUGCUCGACAGGAGCGGCCAUCCCGACGUGAAUUCCUACCAGGACUGGCUGGAAGCCCCCGACUAUCCGGGGAAGAGCCCAGAGGAUCUGGAGAAGCACACAAUCACCAGCCUGGAAGAGGUGGCGGGGAUUUUGGGCCUCUAAUCGAAAAGCAGAGCUACUGCCGGAGCAACAAUCCGUGCCAACUCUUCAGGGGGGAUCAAGAAAGCACGAAACGGUCUAUUGGACGGAGCGAUGUGCCGCUAAGUCGUACCGAAGGCAAGYAGMUUGUAAUGCAAUGGUGUGUGGGCGACGGGAACGAUACGGCAUUGCAGAGAGCAAAAACUCCGAUACACGCACGAGAGAGAUACAAACAACAUAUUAUAAGGAUGCUCUUUCAUAHCGUUCCGAUUCGAUUCACGGAUAAUUGUUUGUAUGGAUGCAGGCAUGGCACACACGCUAGAGGUUUCUACUCCGCACGCUCUAGGGCGUAUGACUGUGCUUUGUCUGGGUAGAAGUAUCUUGAAGUAUCUGUUAUGUGACAAUGAGCGAUAUGAAAGCAGGUCUUAAUCCAUCGGGAUGACAUUAGUUCCACUGCCAUUUCUAUCAUUUGCCUCCAUCGAAUUCAUCACAUUUACCGGCACACUCCCUUCGAGCCAGAAAUCGCGAGGAUAGCUAGGAAUGAUGCCAUAAUAAUAUAACAGUUUGGAU
Messenger RNA from Pseudo-nitzschia multistriata, 1766 nucleotides. The record is from the annotation of a GenBank genome assembly. Lineage: Eukaryota; Bacillariophyta; Bacillariophyceae; Bacillariales; Bacillariaceae.